AUGCGCUGCUCUGCUCAAAACGAUGCUGGCUCUGCUGCCGACCCUGAGUGGGAGGCAGUGCUGGCGCAGCUGCUAGCAGAGGAAGCAGAGGAAGAGGAGCUCUGCUGCCGCUUCGAGCGCCGUGGCGACGACUCCGACGACGGGUGGGACAACUACAGUGAGGAGGAGGAGGAGGAUGCUGUGCAGGGUGUGGCUGGGAAGGUGGACGAGUCGCUCGAGCGUCGGGACGAGCGGGCUUGCGCCACUGAGGGCUCGAACCACGCCUGCACCUUGGUCUUGACCGCGCCGACGCCGCCGUCCUUCUGCAGGCUGGCCCAGCCGUACAGCGUACUGCUCCGAGCCGCCGAGGAGCUGCUGGCGGAGGUCGAGGCGGAGAAGCGCGCCAAGGGCAAGAAGGGCAAGAAGAAGAAGAAGGGCGGCGGGAGCGGCGGGGCUGGGCCGUCGCAGGAGUCCGAGGCGCCGGCGGAGGCAGCCGCAGCCAAGCCCGCGCCGUUGGACAGGGAGGGGCUGCUCAAGCUUCUCGCGGAGCUCCACGAGGACAGGAUUCGGUUCGGCAUCACGCCGGAGACGUCGGGCCAGGGCGCGGGAGGCGGCCUAGCCCGCGCGCAAGGACAGCUGGCGCAGUGGUAG
Messenger RNA from Emiliania huxleyi CCMP1516, 630 nucleotides. RefSeq lists its product as hypothetical. NCBI's taxonomy places the organism in Eukaryota, Haptophyta, Isochrysidales, Noelaerhabdaceae. The coding region runs from base 1 to 630 and encodes 209 amino acids. The record is from RefSeq and is a predicted model, not a curated record. The transcript is spliced from 4 exons.